AAAAUGGGAGACGAGGAUAGUUGUGUUAGAGUAGCUGUGAGGAUAAGGCCUCAGAUUCCUCGGGAGGUGAUAGACAUGUGCCGCGUUUGCACGUCCGUUACACCAGGCGAGCCUCAGGUGACACUGGGCUCAGAUAAAUCAUUCACAUUCGAUUAUGUUUUUGAUGUGGACGAUCAGCAAGCUACUAUUUACGACACAUGUGUAUCGCGGCUGGUCCAAGGCGCUCUCAAAGGGUACAAUGCCACUGUGCUUGCUUAUGGACAGACGGGCUCUGGGAAAACAUACAGCAUGGGCACAGGAUUCGACGUUGAUGUUACUCCACAAGCUGAAGGCAUUAUACCUCGAGCGGUCAGACAUCUUUUUGCCGGAAUAGAGGAAUUGCAAACGGGACCUGAAAAUGCGAGAUUCUCGGUGGCCGCUCAAUUUAUGGAAUUAUACAACGAGGAAAUCAUCGAUUUACUGGAUCCAUAUAGCAAGGGCCGAAUAUUUAAAAUUCACGAAGACAUUUCUGGUGGCAUUUCUGUGGCAGGAGCGACUUUAAAACCAGUAAAUGGACCCCAGGACGCUUUGAGAUGUCUUCAGUCUGGUGCAUUGGCUCGAACCACCGCCAGCACUCAAAUGAAUGCUCAGAGCAGCCGUUCACAUGCCUUGUUCACUCUACUGAUUCGACAGCAGAGAGUCAUAAAUGACGAGGAUUCAGAGGCACCAGACGGCGAUUUGCAAACACUGACGGCGAAAUUCCACUUUGUCGAUUUAGCAGGGUCGGAGCGACUAAAGCGUACAGGUGCCACUGGAGAAAGGGCCCGUGAAGGCAUAUCAAUUAAUUGCGGCUUACUAGCACUAGGAAACGUUAUUUCGGCUUUGGGAGAUAAAUCUAAAAAAGCUUUACACGUACCAUAUAGGGAUUCCAAAUUGACCAGGUUACUUCAGGACUCUUUGGGUGGCAAUAGUCAGACAUUAAUGAUAGCUUGCGUAUCGCCGAGCGAUAGAGAUUUUAUGGAGACACUAAACACAUUAAAAUAUGCGAAUAGAGCGCGAAAUAUUAAGAACCGCGUCGUGCUGAACCAGGAUCAAAGUUCGAGAACUAUUGGGCAACUAAGGCGCGAAUUGGCUCAAUUACAAAUGGAACUUCUCGAAUACAAACAGGGUAAAAGGACAGUAGAUGCGGAAGGCAAUGGCACUUUAACAGAUACAUUCCAUGAAAACGCGUUGCUGUCCGCUGAAUUGCAAAGACUGAGACAAAGGCUACGCGCUCUUCAAGAAACCGUGUCGAAUCUUACCGAAAGGAAUACAGAAUUGCUUGCUGAAAGAGCUGCUGCUAUGUGGGGCCAAGGAGAUAACGUAGAAAUGAGCGGAAUGGUGAGAGGUUACAUAAAAGAAAUCGAAGAAUUAAGGGCUCGUUUAUUAGAAACUGAUAGCAUGUACCAGCAGCUCAAGAAACAAAGUAUACAGCAGCAAAAAGCGCGAAAUCGACUGGGCACAUAUAUAUUGGAUGAUGAAGAAAAUAGUAUAAUCGAAGAAGCUAAACGUGAAUUGGAACGGGAGAGGGAAGUUUUAUUAUCUAGAUCUUUAGUUGGGGUUAAUAACGCAAUGGAAAAUGAAAUUAAUGAUGCAGAAACACAACCAAACGACUCUGUUUCGGAUAGUGAGGAAGAGUCUGAUGAAGAUAGCGAUGAAAAAGAAGUAGAAAUGGGCGCCGAAUUGGCUGAACUAAGUCAUGAUAUCGAUAUGAAACAAAAACUGAUUGCACAACUUGAAGUUUCACAACAACGUCUUUGCACAAUGAGACAGCAUUAUGAAGAUAAAUUGGCUGUGCUAUCAGCCAAGAUCAAUGACACGCAGAAAGAACGCGAUCAAGUGUUGGCUACUAUAGGAAGUCAAUCUUUUGCUCCAACUGAUAAGAUAAAGAAAGUUAAAGAAGAAUAUGAGCGAAAAUUAUCGGAUAUGCAAAGGGAGCUCCGGAGGCUCCAGUACGCACAAAAGGAGCAUGCCAGAUUACAACGUUCUCAAGCACAAAGUGAAGUACAGUUACGUACGAUUCGCGCUGAAGUUAACGAAAUGAAAAGGGCGAAGGUAAAAUUGAUCAAUAAAAUGAAAGAAGCUCAUCAAAAGCACAAGGAAGAAGAAUCUAGACGCGUACGCGAAAUUGCUCAACUUCGCAAAGAAUCAAGAAAGAAUGCAAAUACUAUACGUUCUUUGCAAGCAGAUCGUUUAGCUAAAGAACAAGUUCUCAAGAGAAAAACUGAGGAAGUUACCGCAUUAAGGAGAGAGCAACGUGGUGGCAACUUGAGUCGUAAAGCCCAAGGACGAUUACUUCCUAGCCCGCGAAAUAAUCAACGUAAUGGAGUAGCAAUGUCCGCAAACGUCUUUUCGGCCCGCGAUGCCCGCCAGAAAUGGGAAUCCCUUCAAAGGUCGAUCGCACGCACCGCUCGCAGUCGCCAAGCUGCUGCAGGGCUUGAACGCGAGCUGGAGCGAUUGUUGGGCGAAAGGGACGCCUUGGGUCGCGAAUUGGAACGACUUAAGAGGACGAGAGGCUUGAACGAGUCUGCUGCUGAAGAACGAGAUAGCAUUGAAACUCAUCUGAGGUACUUGCAAGAUGGCAUCGGAGAAGUUCAACAUGCCAUAAUGGAAUUAGAAGAAGGAAAGGAAGAAAAUAAUGAACUUACUCCUCUUCAAACGAUCAUCGGUAAUAUAUCCACUGUAGAAGAAGCGAGAUUCUUGUUGGAAAAGCUUUGUGGAACAGCUAUCAGCCAAGCCUGUGAUGUCGCCAUGAAUGAAAAUAAAUUGAAGGAGAAAGAGGCUUUAUUGACAGAGGUUCAACAAGAUAGUACAAUACAACAACAAUUAUUAGAACAUGUGCUAUUACAAGCACCUGAAGUGCCGGGAUCUUUAUCUGCUAGCACUUGCAGCAAUGGAAAAAAUUCAGAAUCCCCAAAUAGUUCUAGAGGCAGCAGCAGAUCGCCAUCACCCACUCAUGGAGACAAUACUCGAACAUCAUCUGUGAAUAAAGUACGUCGUCGGACAGUUCUUCCUUCCGAAUUGUUAUAUGGAACGUCGACUGUGAACGGAUCCACAGAUGAUCACAGCAAAGAAAAUGGUCAUUCUAAAGAGAACGGAAGUGUACAAAAUGGUGAUGCUAUGACCAGGUCGUAUCACCAGGAUCAGCAAACCAUUACCAACGGAAAUGCUCAUAGAGGUCAACCGCUCGCCAGAGUUCCUAGUGCACCAGGCUCACUGAAGGGUCUGAUGCCCUUACGCCAACUAGACCAAGGUAGACCAUCUCCAUUACUAGCUAGAAGAAAUAUUGACUCUCCAAAUGGUCUUCUGUCGCCUAGGUUGACCAGAAGGUCAUUUGGUUCUACAACACCGGGUAGCAAACCAGCACCAGCCAUAGACGGAGACGCGACUGCAACUCCUCCUGGUUCUCCGCCCGCGUACAGAAGGUUCAACAGUCGCGAAGAGGAUGUUUUUUCAAGGUUAGCGGGCCCUGGCGGCUCACUCAGUGAAGUUCAGACAUCAGGAAGCAUUAAUGAAUACACUGGAAAGAUUUCUGGGAAAAGUCCUCUACAUUGCACUCAUAUUGUUGAUGGUCACAAUACUCCUGUUCUGUCAGUCAAGGCAUCAGCGGAUAAAUUAUUCACAGCAGCUUCAGACCGCACGGUAAAGGUGUGGGAUCUUCAAACAGGCGCAUCUCCUUUAUGUUUAAGUGGUCAUCCUGGACCAGUAGUAGAUGUUGCAUAUGAUCCACCAUCAGGUUUAUUAUAUUCGGCUUCAGGCCCAUAUGUUCGCGUUUGGGAUUUACGAGCUACUAAAUUGAGGCCAAUCAAGACACUAUGUUCAUCUGGAGCCACUUUGAGCGGAACUGCCAAUUUAACCCAGCAAAUACCCGGCGAGGUACCUAUAAAUGCUUUGGCGUUGGGAAAUACUGGUUCAUUAUACGUAGCAGCAUCGGAUAAAGUUAGAAUAUGGGAUUUGAGAAAGAUGUCUUGCAUUGGAAAGUUGUCCGGCGGUCACCAAGCGGCUGUGAUGUGUAUCGCUGUUUCCGAAAAUGAAGCAGGAAACGACACCGUAGUAACUGGUUCAAAAGAUCAUUAUAUUAAAGUGUUUGACAUUGGACCCCAAGGCGGUUUAGUAACUCCGUCCAUGAAUUUGGAACCGCCUCACUAUGACGGUAUUCAAUCUCUAUGCAUAAUAGAAAAUUCAUUAUUUUCCGGUUCUCGGGAUGCUGGUUUAAAACACUGGAAUCUGAAAACUGGCGAAUUAUAUCAGUCCUUAAAUAACGUCCACAAGAACUGGGUUAGCGGUUUGGCUUAUUGGAAAGGUCGUCCGGGAACCAAGAACAGCAACGGUGUUCUUCUGUCCAGUUGCCGAGACGGCGUCAUCAGAUUGUGGGAUGCAAAAACUUGUGAAGCUCUCUCGGAAAUGCGUGCAGAUUCUGGUCCAAUAAAUGAUGUCACUACAAAUAAUACCAGGAUAUUCACGGCCUCCAAGUAAGUAUAAUUAAUAUUAUAGAUUCUUUGAUUUGAGUGUGGUGUAGGAUUUAGGAAAUUUUAGAUAUAAAUUGAUUGGACAGAUUGGCGUAUGUGUAUGUGUAAAUUGUGAUAA
Messenger RNA from Ctenocephalides felis (cat flea), 4605 nucleotides. RefSeq names its product kinesin-like protein KIF21A (gene Klp31E). The record is from RefSeq and is a predicted model, not a curated record. The transcript has 23 exons. Bases 4 to 4494 code for a protein of 1496 amino acids. Gene Ontology annotation, molecular function: ATP binding; microtubule motor activity; microtubule binding. Gene Ontology annotation, biological process: mitotic spindle organization; microtubule-based movement. Lineage: Eukaryota; Metazoa; Arthropoda; Insecta; Siphonaptera; Pulicidae.